GGUUGAUUUCACCUUUCUUCUUGUUUAUUUCUUUCUCUCUCUAGGAUCCUCGUGUUCCGUUGCGCAUGUCCGUCGGUUUGGCAUCCAUCAGCCUCGCCGAGGUGCGCGCGGUGCAGGACGGCGUCGCACAUGACGUGCGCGAGGACGGCCGCACGCUGCUGCAGCGCCGCCCUGUGCACGUCAUCCCCCGCUCGAGCCCCUCCGCCUCCGCCGCCACCGGGAAGGUCGAUGACGGCACGAGCGUGGGUGGCGAGGCGCAUGCGGGAUACAACGGCAGCUACGUCGAGGUGAACGCGAGUGGCACGGUGGUGCUGGCAGCCGCGACGCCCUCCGUCGUGGACGGCUGCGGCACCACUACCUCGUCCUCUUAUCGUAGACAUGGCGAUGACUCCAACGCGGAGGAUGUCGCUGCUGCGGGUGCUGGCGUAGCAGACAAUGACGCCGGCCGCGGUCAGCUGCACAUCACCAUCGAUGCCGUCCCGCACGUCUUGGACGCCUACGCGAGCGCGGUGGGUGGCCGCAACGUGAGUCGCUACCGACGCGACUACUUAGCCUUCCUCGCCUCCACCAUUCGGCAGGUCUUUGGCGCGGCGCAGGUGCAGGUGCAGGAACAGCAGGGCGUUGCGGAGGCGGAGGUGUUGCCGGAGGAGGACGAAGGAGGGAAUGAAGAGGCGGCGGGCGGGGGUGGGGCGGCAGCGGUGACCUCGUCUUCCUCUGGCGCUGCUGCUGCUAGGGACAGCGGGGAGGCCAAUCUGUCCAGCGGCUUCCCUGCAGAAGAACUCUACAUUGGCGAGGGCUUUGGGUUUUUGAUUCACGUGGACGUGCACGUGCUGCAGUGCUCGGGUGGCAACCUUUUCACCUCCAUCGCCUACGCCGUCCACGCCGCCCUGCGCGCUCUCCAGCUGCCCGCUGUCACGCUCCACCGGGCGCCGGGCGAUGGGGCGGGGGUGUCGGUCGAGGUGGACCGCGCCCAGCCCUACCGCAAGCCCGUGUCGUGGGCGCAGCUGCCCCUGCUGUGUGUGCUGUUGGUGUCCCCUACGGGUCACUACGUGGUGGACCCGACGCUGCGGGAGGAGUGGGCGUUGCCGCAGCAGGUCCACGUGGCGGCAGGGGUAGACGGGCAGGUGUUUUACUUCCGCUAUCAGCAGCUGCCGUCGCGUCGUGGCAGCAGCUAUCGCCUGCACGAGGCGGUCAAGGCGGACACGGCGGCAGCGUGUGCGGCCUACGUCGCCCCGCCCUCGGCGUUGAGCCUCAACGAUUGCUGGGCGGUGCUGUCCGACUCAGUGUACGUUUGCCAGGCGAUGAUUCAUGACUGUGAAGAGGCACUACAGGGGCAGAGAGACCUUCAUUAG
Molecule: messenger RNA, 1352 nt
Organism: Leptomonas pyrrhocoris
Lineage: Eukaryota; Euglenozoa; Kinetoplastea; Trypanosomatida; Trypanosomatidae
Product: putative RNasePH-like proteinexosome associated protein 1 (Rrp42-like)
Exons: 1
Coding region: 66-1352 (428 amino acids)
Biological process (GO): nuclear mRNA surveillance; U1 snRNA 3'-end processing; exonucleolytic trimming to generate mature 3'-end of 5.8S rRNA from tricistronic rRNA transcript (SSU-rRNA, 5.8S rRNA, LSU-rRNA)
Cellular component (GO): nuclear exosome (RNase complex); cytoplasmic exosome (RNase complex)
Source: RefSeq, a predicted model, not a curated record